This is a messenger RNA of Symbiodinium natans, 198 nucleotides long. NCBI's taxonomy places the organism in Eukaryota, Dinophyceae, Suessiales, Symbiodiniaceae. The record is from the annotation of a GenBank genome assembly.
AUGCAGAUGGAUAAGUACUUCGACGAUGACUGUCUCAUGGGCAACCGGGAUUGUGAAUGGUCACCGUGGACGGACUGGAGCCACUGUGGCUGCGAUGUUUGUGGCGAGGAUCGCAAAGCACAGACGACGAGGGUGCGGCAUAUUGCUAACCAGGCGCCGCUGCAGAGCGGGAGAGCGAAGGAAGAGGUAACCACCUGA